GUCGCUAGACAUCCUCGCUCGCUGACGCAUUAAUCGCCAACUGGGUAGUCGCGCCUCCUCCUCCUCCAAGAAUCGGGUUACAUCCGCCGAGGGGUUGCGGAAGUCGCGUUUUUUUUUGUAACCGACGCCACUUCAUCCGAGACACACGCAAAAUCUGCGAACCGGAGGAAAUUACAACCCGCGACUGCUGAGAGUUAAUUAAGAUCGUGAUAGAUACUCGGUCUUCGUCGCAGCCGUGACCUUCCGGAAAAGCGCGCGUUUCUCAGUAAGAAAACGGACUGUCACCGUGUGCGAUCGAGCGAUUCGCGCGAUAAGGACCGUGAACGUGAAAAACAGUUCACAUCUAGCGCAAUACAUACAUUUUCCGCUAUUUCCGACCGAUUGCGAGACGGAAACGAAACCGCGGGGAAGACAUUCGCGUGACAAUGGAGAACUCGAAGGAAGAGACUAUAAAGUUGCAGCUGCUUGACUCGCCAAGUCCUCACAAGACGACCGAAAACCAAGCGACGAACGACGAGAACGUAGAACACGUUAAGAUCGAAAGCAACGCCGAAAACGCUAUAAAUAACAGCGAAACGUUACGUUCCUAUAACACGGUAAAUACAGACGAGGACGAUUACGAUCCUCACGAUCAUCGGGACAUCAAGAACAAAACCUCAAAUGUCGCAACCUUGAUUCAUCUUCUGAAGGGAAGUUUAGGUACGGGCAUCUUGGCGAUGCCGAACGCGUUCGGCAACAGCGGUCUUCUGGUUGGCGUUGUAGCCACGAUUAUCAUAGGUGCGCUCUGCACCUAUUGUUUACAUGUGUUCAUAAAGGCGCAGUACAAAUUGUGUAAACAGUUGAAACGCGGCACGUUGACCUAUCCGGAAACCAUGCAACAAGCCCUCAUCCAAGGUCCCAAGUGCACGGAGAAACUUUCCAAGUACGCGCCAGUUCUGAUUGAUGGCUUCUUAGUGCUCUAUCAAUUGGGAAUCUGCUGCGUUUACAUAGUAUUUAUCACAACGAACUUGAAGCAGGUGAUAGACUUGUACUGCGGCGAGUGGGAGCUUUGGAAAUACACGUUAUCGUUAUCGAUCGCGUUUGUUGUGAUAAACUACAUACCGAAUUUGAAAAAGUUGACGCCAUUUUCCGCGUUAGCGAACGUUCUCACGUUCGUCGGGCUCAUCUUGACCCUGACGUACAUGGUGCAAGACCUACCCCCGAUCAGCGACAGAGAGAUGUUCGGCACGUUGAGAAAUUUCGCCCUCUAUUUCGGAACAACGUUGUUCGCGUUGGAGGCCAUCGGUUUGAUCAUCGCUCUGGAGAACAAGAUGAAGACCCCGAAGGACUUCCUGGGCUAUUGCGGCGUCUUGAACAUAGGAAUGACUGUGAUCGUCUUCUUGUACAUACUCAUAGGAUUUUUCGGCUACAUAAAGUACGGAUCGGACGCCAAGGGAAGCGUAACUUUCAAUCUGCCGUCCGACGAGAUCAUGGCGCAAAGCGUGAAGAUUCUGUUCGCGAUCGCCAUAUUCUUCACGUACGCCCUGCAGGCGUACGUACCCAUUGAGAUUCUGUGGGACGGAUAUUUGAAGGAAAAAGCGGAACAGUGGCAGGUCAAAGAGACCCAGAAACAGACCAUGAAGUAUCUCGCCGAGUACGGUCUUCGCACCUCUCUCGUUAUCAGCACAAUCAUUUUGGCGGUCUCCAUACCGAGACUCGGCCUGUUCAUCUCGCUCUUCGGCGCUUUCUGCCUGUCCGCCCUCGGUAUCUCGUUUCCCGGAUUCAUCGACAUAUGCGUGCUGUGGCCGAACAAGGACUUCGGCCCGUUCAAGUACAAGCUACUCAAAAACAUUUUUCUGAUUGUGUUCGGACUGGUCGGUCUCGUGGUGGGGACCUACGUCAGCAUUGUGGACAUCGUCAACUCCUUCAAGUGAAAACACGCGAGGAAGUCCUGAAGAAUGAAACGCGCGGAUAUUAUUCCCACAUUAGAAAGAAAGAGAGAGAGAGAAAGAAAGAGAGAGGAGAGGAAGAAAGAGAAAGGGAGACAGAGAGAGCAGCUUGCAACUUGUACUAAGGGGAGUGCGGGACUAGUUUGGUCUCCGUGCGUGGGAAGAGGAAAAAAAAUGCUUUCCGAGCUCGUCACCGCCAUAAGUUUACUUAGACUUUUACGUAGGGUAAAAUAAAGUAAAACGACACACACGCUGUCCUCGUAGCUAACGCACUCGAAGUCUCUCGCGGGAACAAUCGUCCGAUCGCGCGAAUUGGACGGUUCAAAUCUGUGAUUUGAAAAAAAAAAAAAAAAAAAAAAAAAAAAAAAAAAAAAAAAAAACAUAAAGCUUUCCUUAGGCACCGAUGUCGACGUGAGCGUCGUCGCCACGAGUUGUCUCGGUUUUUUUUUUUUUUUUUUUUUUAUAAUCGCUCGCUUUAGAAAAGCGCGCUUUUCCUCGCGGACGCAUUAUUAUUGUCCGCCGUAUGCAACAAACAAACGCAACGUACGUCUCCGCUGUGCGUAGAUGAAACGGCGAUCCACUCGGCGCACACGUGAAGAUGUAUCGCGUAUAUUUAUAUACGCACGUUUAGAGUGCGUAUAUAUGUAUAUGACACUUCAUUCGGAACAGACGGAAAAUAUAUUUUUUCCACAUAGACAAUUGUUUGAGACAGACUAUUUUCGCUUAAGCUUUUCUUAUCUCGGUACUUAGGAACACGAUCAGCGUAUACCGAGAGAGAGAAAGAGAGAGAGAGAGAAAAAACAUUUGGAACCGAAUAAUUGCACAACAAAAAGUGGCAACUGUUUAAUUAUUAUUGCUACAGAGAGCAAUAAUAAUUAAAUAAUAAUUAAACUAUCCCCUAGAGAGAGAUAAAAAAAUCCAUUGUCGCUCUGUGCAUCUAAGAUUAUUGCGACCAUUUUUUUCUCUAUCUAUGUCUCUCUCUCUCUCUCUCUCUCUUGAUGUGUAUUCCUUUCGACGAAGAUGACCGACGAUACAAACUCUGUACGAAUGCAUUCUGACGAUCCAAGUUCCAUGAAUGUAUAUAUUUGUAUUUGCGUCAGUUUGGAGAAACGGUUUUUAGACAUAUAUAUAUAUAUAUUUUUUGUGCACACUUUCGAAUUUUUAUAAGCCGCCGUGGAGCAACAACGGACGACUCCACGUCUUAUUACCGUUUUUCAACAAGACACACGUGAAUCAUUGAUGAAAGUAUAUAUAUAAAAUAAAAUUUAAAAAAUCUCGCUCUAUUAUAUUUGUACGUAAACGCCAAUUUUUUAACGUCGAGACUGCGAACAAAAACAUUGCGUGUGUGAAAGCGGAUUACUUAUUAUCGAUAAUUAUUUACUAUAUUGGAACGCUCGUUUCAAUGAUGAAAAAAUGGCCCGAAGACAA
Messenger RNA from Pseudomyrmex gracilis, 3356 nucleotides. Its product is annotated as proton-coupled amino acid transporter-like protein CG1139. NCBI's taxonomy places the organism in Eukaryota, Metazoa, Arthropoda, Insecta, Hymenoptera, Formicidae. The coding region runs from base 426 to 1913 and encodes 495 amino acids. The transcript has 11 exons. Gene Ontology annotation, cellular component: vacuolar membrane. Gene Ontology annotation, molecular function: amino acid transmembrane transporter activity. Gene Ontology annotation, biological process: amino acid transmembrane transport. The record is from RefSeq and is a predicted model, not a curated record.